This is a messenger RNA of Oxyura jamaicensis (ruddy duck), 499 nucleotides long. It is a transcript of the gene CARTPT, whose product is annotated as CART prepropeptide. Gene Ontology annotation, biological process: positive regulation of MAPK cascade; G protein-coupled receptor signaling pathway; cellular response to starvation. Gene Ontology annotation, molecular function: neuropeptide hormone activity. The record is from RefSeq and is a predicted model, not a curated record. Bases 1 to 354 code for a protein of 117 amino acids. Lineage: Eukaryota; Metazoa; Chordata; Aves; Anseriformes; Anatidae. The transcript has 3 exons.
AUGGAGAGCUGCCGGGCGCUGGCGCUCUGCGCCGUGGCGGCCGCGCUGCUGCUGGGCGCCCGCGGGCAGGGGCAGCCCCCGCUGCGCCGCGCCCGCGACCUGGGGCCGCCCGGCGGAGGAGGAGGAGAAGGAGGCGGCGGAGCGUCCCGCGAGAAGGAGCUGAUCGAGGCGCUGCAGGAGGUGCUGGAGAAGCUGAAGAGCAAGCGGGUGCCGCACUACGAGAAGAAGUUCGGGCAGGUGCCGAUGUGCGACGCCGGGGAGCAGUGCGCCGUGAGAAAGGGGGCCCGCAUCGGGAAGCUCUGCGACUGCCCCCGGGGGACCUGGUGCAACUCCUUCCUCCUCAAGUGCCUGUGAGCGGAGCGGCCCCGGGCUCGCCGCCGGGCGCGCAGGCACCGUCGCCUCCCGGCCCGGCUCCUCCUCGGCCCGGGGCGGGGGGCCGUGUAACGCCGUCCGUGACAUCCGACAUCCGUGGAGCUGUUCUCUUCCCUGACCAACAGCC